AGGCUAUACUACAAUUUCAUAAUGCUUAGACGAUCAUCACUCUUGCUUUUGAGAAAACAGCCAAGACCGAUCAGGUUUUCGUUACAUCUAAAACACCAUGAAAAGCAUGUGGGAUUCCUCUGAAGCCUCGUCUCCGCUCUGACAACAGAUCAGUUGUCUGAUCAUCGGGUUAAAAGUCUUUCUGCAUUUAGAAAUAAGUUUCCUGUCCAGAGCAGACUCUUCCCAGGAGGGAUAGGACACCGCGCCCUGACGGCAAACAACCCGACUUUACUUUGCGCAAAACAGACAAAAUGCCAAAACACUUUGUGGAUGAGUAUCAACCUUUGCUUGUCAAAGAUUUCGAAGAUACACAGAGGAGAAGGCUUCCAAGCAGAUCACUGCUGCUGGCUGUGUGUGCAGCCUGCAUAGGGGGCACCUUCCAGUAUGGAUAUAAUAUAUCUGUCAUCAAUGCACCAACCUCAUAUGUGCACAAGUUCAUCAACCAAACAUGGAUGCAGCGUUACCAAAUGUACAUAUCAGAAGAUGUUCUCACCCUGCUUUGGUCCACUAUCGUAUCAAUAUUCACCUUGGGAGGACUUAUCGGAGCGUCUGUCGGUGGGACGUUAGCUGUGAAGCUGGGGAGGAAAGGGACACUGUUGGCCAAUAACAUAUUUUCACUGUCGGCUGCUGUGCUGAUGGGUCUGAGUCGGAUGACAGGGUUUUUUGAAUUACUCAUCAUUGGACGUUUUUUCACAGGAGUAAAUGCAGGUAUCAGUCUUUGUGUUCAGCCUCUGUAUUUGGGAGAAAUCGCGCCAACUGCCCUUCGUGGUGCCAUGGGAAUGGGAACCUCAAUUUUCAUCACUGGUGGGAUCUUGACAGGACAAGUGAUGGGUCUCAAAGAACUUCUGGGUAGAGAAGAGUACUGGCCUCUUCUGCUCUCUACUACAUGUAUCCCAGCAAUCCUGCAGCUUCUGAUCCUGCCCUGCUUCCCUGAAAGCCCACGCUACCUGCUUAUCGAUAAAGGAGAUGAUGAGGGAUGUCAAAAAGCCCUGAAGCAGCUGCACGGUACAGCUGACUUUGACAGCGAAAGGGAAGAUAUAGAGAAGGAGAAGAACAAUCUAGUUGGGUUCCAGACAAAGAAACCCUGGGAGCUUUUCACCGAUCGCAGUAUCCGUCGACAACUUCUCACCAUCAUGCUGCUCAAUAUGGCACAACAGCUAAAUGGCAUUAAUGCUAUUUAUUUUUAUGCAGGUUAUGUGUUCAAGCAAUCUGGCAUUCCUGUGGAUAAAAUACCAUAUGUGGCUGUUGGGACUGGUGCCUGUGAAUGCAUCACUGCUUUGACCUGUGGCAUGCUCAUUGACUGUCUGGGAAGGAAGGUGCUCAUCACAGGAGGAUACACCCUCAUGAGCAUCUGCUGCAUUUUAUUCACCCUAACACUCACAUUUCAGGAUUACAGUCCAGUAUUUCCAUACUUGAGCAUGGUGUGCGUUUUUGCUUUUAUCCUGAGUUUUGGCCUCGGACCAGGUGGUGUGACGAACAUCCUGACCACUGAACUAUUCACGCAGGCCACUCGUCCUGCAGCGUACAUGAUCGCAGGGACAGUGAACUGGUCCAGCUUCUUUUUCAUUGGCAUGGUUUUCCCCUUUAUCGUGAUUGGGCUGCAGCAGUACUGUUUCAUGGUGUUUCUGCUCGUCUGCACCACUGUGGUAACUUACAUUUACCUUUUUGUUCCUGAAACCAAGAACAAAACUUUUCUUGAGAUCCAGAAUGACUUCCAGUCAUCAAAGAGGAGAAAAGGACGCUCUGCUGACAGAGCAGGAACAAAUCUGUUGUCAACUUCCAUAUGAAAAAUAUCCUGUAACUCAGGGGUCAAGUAUUUUAAGCUGUUUUAAAUUUUUUUAAAAUAUUUUUGUCACUAACAUGAUAACUUUCUUUGAACACUAAAACCUCACAUCAGUGCAACAGGAUCACUUUACCAAAUGCAGCAUUGUAAUGAAUGAUACUGUAAUUCAUGGUGCCUCUGUUGAACUUCAGAGAUGUACAGGUCUGUGAUGAUAACAUAAUCACACAUUUUGUAUUUUUUAAUUUAACCAUACACACUGAAAUAAUUUCAAUAUUUGUUAUGCACAACUUUUGUAAAAGGUGCUACGAAAAGGUUUUUCAAUAAAGUUCAGCUUUUGAAAACCUUUAAUCAGUACA
Molecule: messenger RNA, 2178 nt
Organism: Sphaeramia orbicularis (orbiculate cardinalfish)
Lineage: Eukaryota; Metazoa; Chordata; Actinopteri; Kurtiformes; Apogonidae
Gene: slc2a11b
Product: solute carrier family 2 member 11b
Exons: 12
Coding region: 291-1826 (511 amino acids)
Biological process (GO): dehydroascorbic acid transport
Cellular component (GO): plasma membrane
Molecular function (GO): D-glucose transmembrane transporter activity
Source: RefSeq, a predicted model, not a curated record